AAGAAAGCUGCCAUAACCUAGAACUUCACUUCCCCGCCUCCGGUCAAUAAGAGAAGGCAAUGGCUCCGAAGCAACCGAAUACUGGUCUCUUCGUGGGGCUUAACAAAGGACACGUAGUUACGAAGAAGGAAUUGGCUCCGCGCCCCUCGGAUCGUAAAGGAAAAAGUAGCAAAAGAGUUCUGUUUGUGAGGAAUUUGAUCCGGGAAGUUGCUGGCUUUGCCCCAUAUGAGAAGAGAAUCACCGAGCUUCUUAAAGUUGGAAAAGAUAAGAGAGCGCUAAAAGUGGCUAAGAGAAAGUUGGGAACUCACAAGCGAGCAAAGAAGAAGAGAGAAGAGAUGUCCAGCGUUCUCCGCAAGAUGAGAGCUGGUGGAGGUGGCGAGAAGAAGAAAUGAAACUUGUGUGGUUAAUUCCCAUAAUGUAUAAGGACAUGCUCUAGAUUUGAUAUUUUUCUUAUCCAGAAGGAAAUUGAGUGGAUUUUUGAACAUUUUGUUAGAUGAACUGUGAUGUUAUUAGAACUUAUAUUUAAAUUUCUUCAAGUCGUUUUUUUAAUUGCA
This is a messenger RNA of Benincasa hispida (wax gourd), 554 nucleotides long. RefSeq names its product large ribosomal subunit protein eL36-like. Gene Ontology annotation, biological process: translation. Gene Ontology annotation, molecular function: structural constituent of ribosome. Lineage: Eukaryota; Viridiplantae; Streptophyta; Magnoliopsida; Cucurbitales; Cucurbitaceae. Gene Ontology annotation, cellular component: ribosome. The record is from RefSeq and is a predicted model, not a curated record.